UGUUAGGAGGAGUAAGUGAAUUUGAUUGUCGUCAGAACCAGAUUGCCAUAUGAGUUCUGAAAAGCGUUUGGCUCCUGAGAAUAACUGCUCUAAAAAUAGAUUUGGAGGAGAGGUUUCUCUUGGGUCCAGUUUCAUGUUCCAGCUGAGCUGGCUAUAGGGAACUUAUUUGCUCCUGUUGCAAGACUACAGUGAGGAUAAAUCAUUUCUGCCUUCAACCUUAAUUUUUGGAGAUAUCGACACACUUGCUCUGUCUCUGGAAAUCAAGCACUAAUGUUAUGGCUGACGACACAGAGACGAAGCAUGGAGGAAGCAAGAACGGAAAGAAAGAAGGCCUCUCUGGAAGCUCAUUUUUCACCUGGUUUAUGGUAAUUGCUUUGCUGGGAGUUUGGACAUCAGUAGCAGUUGUCUGGUUUGAACUUGUAGAUUAUGAAGAAGUUCUAGGCAAGCUUGGGAUAUACGAUGCUGAUGGAGAUGGAGAUUUUGAUGUGGAAGAUGCUAAAGUAUUGCUAGGCAAGUACAAACACAGGUGGAAUAAUCUAUAUA
Messenger RNA from Mesitornis unicolor (brown roatelo), 543 nucleotides. RefSeq names its product aspartyl/asparaginyl beta-hydroxylase-like. Gene Ontology annotation, biological process: peptidyl-aspartic acid hydroxylation. Gene Ontology annotation, molecular function: peptidyl-aspartic acid 3-dioxygenase activity. The transcript has 3 exons. The record is from RefSeq and is a predicted model, not a curated record. The annotation marks the transcript as partial. NCBI's taxonomy places the organism in Eukaryota, Metazoa, Chordata, Aves, Mesitornithiformes, Mesitornithidae. Gene Ontology annotation, cellular component: membrane; endoplasmic reticulum.